Molecule: messenger RNA, 1593 nt
Organism: Trichoderma reesei QM6a
Lineage: Eukaryota; Fungi; Ascomycota; Sordariomycetes; Hypocreales; Hypocreaceae
Exons: 1
Coding region: 1-1515 (504 amino acids)
Biological process (GO): sphingosine biosynthetic process
Cellular component (GO): intracellular membrane-bounded organelle; membrane; cytoplasm
Source: RefSeq, a predicted model, not a curated record
AUGAGCUCCUCAACGCCCCAGGCGGGGUUAACAAAUGCCGCCUCCGUCUCCGCCUCAGACGGCGUCAUCUCCUGGACUACUUCUAAUGGCAAAGACGAAGCAAAAUACCAAAACAUAGUCUUUGUCCUCGAUCUCUCAAAAUCUCGCAGCCCCAAACCGGGCUACAUAAUAGCGCUCCUGGUGGAAGACGCCCAGAAUACAAAGAAUCCCUUCCGGCUGCUCCUCCUGUCAGCGGAUGCCGUCCCCAAUGACCUCCGGCCGUACCACCUCAGAGGCCUGCCUGACCACCUACGACCUGUAAAGGGGAAACAAGACGUUGACAUCGUCGUGUCGACAAAAUCAGGUGUUGGUUUGUCGCUGAAAUUCUGGGAGGAUGUGCUGCGGCCUCUUUGGGAUGUGAUUGAGGAACACUCUCCUGAAGAACCAAGCCGAGAAUCACCAAACAUCCUCAUCACUCAAAAUGCCGACAGUGUCCGGAAUUUUGCGCGAAGAAUCGGCGGCUCUGAUGGCAGCAAUCAAUUCAGGACAAUUGUCCUCUUGAGCGGAGACGGCGGCAUCGUAGAUCUCAUCAACAGCGUCCCCCACGACGCCUCGUCCUCCUCGUCUGAGCAGCGACAACUACUCCUAGCUCUUCUCCCCCUGGGCACAGGCAACGCCCUCUUCCACUCCCUCCACAAGCCCCUCUGGGCAUCCGAGGGCGGCAGCAAGACGGAAGAUGCGUUGCCCCUGGUGCUGGGUCUCAGAACGCUCUUCAACGGCGUGUCCGCAAACCUGCCUCUCUUCCGCGCAUCCUUCUCCCCCGGAUCCCGCAUCGUAAAGUUCACCCCUACGACCACAGAGGAAUCCCUAGCAAACGACGACAACGCCAAGGACGACAAUGACGCCAGCAAAGCCCUGCACCUCACCAAACAGGAAACCCAAGUCUCGCAUCUCUUCGGCGCAGUGGUCGCAAGCUACGGCUUCCACUCCAGCAUCGUCUACGAGAGCGACACCCCCGAGUACCGCGUCCACGGCGACAAGCGCUUCGGCAUGGUCGCCCAAGAGCUCCUCCGCGAAUCCCACCCUUACAGCGCACAGGUCUCAGUUCGCUACCCCUCUGCUGCGAAAUGGGAGAGGUUCGACGGCGUCGAGCACGCGUAUGUCCUCGUGACGCCGCUCUCCAACUUGGAGCGCACGUUUACGAUUUCGCCCGCGAGCAAGCCGUUGGAUGGCAAGCUCCGGCUGGUGCACUUUGGCCCCGUGGGAGGGGAGAGGACGCUGGAGUUGAUGAUGAAGGCGUAUGAUGGGGGGAAGCAUGUUGGUGCCAAGUGGGAUGAUGGGCACGAGCUGCGGUACGAGGAGGUGGAUGAGUUGAGGGUCACAGUCUUUGAAGACGACGAGAGGUGGCGCAAGGUUUGUAUAGAUGGGACGAUUGUGGACAUUCCAAAGGGGGGGGAGUUGGCUGUUCGAAAGGAGGAGGAGAGCGGAUUCAAGAUUCUAGUUGAUCAACGGGUGCUGCCGAGCAAGUUGGAGUAAUACGUUCGGAGAUUGAUAGAGAUUUUGGAAUACAGCAGGUUCAGUUAGCCGUUGGAAUAGAUGAGGGUAUAUGGUUUG